This is a messenger RNA of Cylas formicarius (sweet potato weevil), 3998 nucleotides long. Its product is annotated as angiotensin-converting enzyme-like. Gene Ontology annotation, cellular component: plasma membrane. Bases 32 to 3904 code for a protein of 1290 amino acids. Gene Ontology annotation, molecular function: metallopeptidase activity; peptidyl-dipeptidase activity. The transcript has 19 exons. Lineage: Eukaryota; Metazoa; Arthropoda; Insecta; Coleoptera; Brentidae. Gene Ontology annotation, biological process: proteolysis. The record is from RefSeq and is a predicted model, not a curated record.
CUGAUGUAAAUACGAUAUCAUUGUUUGAUGGAUGGGCCGAACUUUCCCCGCCAAAGUUAAACCUAGUUACUUGGUGUUUGAACUGCUGAGGCUGCAGAGCAGUUUUCAGAUUUCAAACAUGUUGGUGUUUUACUUAUUACCGGCGACGAUAUUCUUCAGUGUCGUGCACGCCCAAAAUUCGAACAUCGACGAGGAAGAAGCGAAAGCUAGAGAAUUCCUGGUCCAGCUUAACGAACAAACCGAGAAAGACCAAAACAGAGCGGCUUUGGCUAGUUGGGCGUAUUCUUCAAACAUCACAGACGAGAAUUUGAAUAACGAGUUGGCAGUAUCGGCUGAGGUAGCGAAGAAUAAAAAAGAAUCGUGGGAAAAACUAAUCCAAUACGACUGGUUGAAUUUUACGGACUAUGAUCUGAAGAGGCAAUUUCGAAAGUAUUCCGUCUUGGGCGUAUCCGCACUUUCUGAAGAUAAAUUUACGAGACGAAAUGAGAUCAUCGGGGAUAUGGAAGCUAUUUACGCCAAGGCGAAGAUUUGCCCCUUGGGAGAGAGCGAUAUCGAAAAAUGCACUUUGGCUUUAGAACCGGAGUUGACGAAUAUUUUAGCCAUUUCUCGGGACGCCGAAGAGUUAAAACAUGUGUGGCUGGAAUGGCGGAACGCCGUCGGUCCCAAAUGCCGCGACCUCUACGAAGAAUACGUGGACCUAUCGAACGAAGCGGCCGUUUUGAACAAUUUCAAAGACACCUCGGACUACUGGCUUGAGGACUACGAAGACGACAGCUUCAAGCAACAAGUGCAAGACUUGUGGGAGCAACUGAGACCCUUGUAUUUGGAGUUGCACGCUUACGUGCGAUUCAAUCUUAGGAAACUUUACGGCGAGGUAGUUUCGGAAAAUGGACCGAUACCCGCGCACCUUUUGGGAAACAUGUGGGCGCAGACCUGGGAAAAUAUCGCCGACACCAUGCUCCCUUAUCCGAACGUCAAUGACGUAGAUAUCACCGCUGAGCUCGUGAACCAAAAUUAUACUGCCAUCAAAAUAUUCGAGACCGCCGAGAGUUUCUUUAAAUCUAUAAAUUUGACGGAAAUGCCUGCUUCAUUUUGGACAAAUUCUAUUCUGGAAAGGCCGAGCGAUAGGGAUCUGGUAUGCCACGCGUCAGCUUGGGAUUUCUCCGAUGGUGGAGACUUCAGAAUCAAACAGUGCACCGAAAUCACCAGCGCUCACUUCACCACAGCUCACCAUGAGAUGGGUCACAUUGAGUACUACCUUCAGUACAAAGACCAGCCCAUUACAUACCGCGGUGGAGCCAAUGACGGAUUCCACGAAGCAGUUGGAGAUUUGAUAGCUCUGUCGGUUCAAUCGAGCAAACACUUGAGGAAGAUCGGAUUGCUUCCAAGCGGAACCGACGACCCCAAUCAAGUGUUGAACAGUUUAUUCAAAAUCGGUAUGAGUAAAAUCGCUUUUCUGCCGUUCGGUUACCUGAUGGACCUCUGGAGAUGGGACGUGUUUUCCGGCAAAACUCAACCGGAGAACUACAAUUGUAGGUGGUGGGAGUUGCGCGAGGAAUACCAGGGUAUCGAACCUCCUCAAACUAGAUCGGAAGAUGACUUCGACCCGGCGGCUAAGUAUCACAUCGUUGCCGACGUUCCUUAUCUCAGAUACUUUAUCAGCUUCGUAAUCCAGUUCCAGUUUCACAGGGCGUUGUGCGAGAAGGCGGGCGAAUACGAGCCGAACAAUGCCGAGAAACCUCUCCACGAAUGCGACAUCUACGAAAACACCAACGCGGGAAACGUUUUGAAGCAAAUGCUGGCGAUGGGCUCUUCGAGACCGUGGCCAGACGCGAUGGAAGUCAUCACCGGCCAAAGAAAAAUGGACGCCAGCGGAAUACUCGAUUACUUUAAACCGUUGCAGGACUGGCUCGCGACGGAAAACGCGAAAAAUAAUGUAACCACCGGAUGGGAAUCUUCCAAAAUGGGUCAGUAUAUGACGCAAACGCGAUUUGCGUUUUCAGACAUGUUAGGCUACGUGUGCGUUUUCGUGGCAUUGUUUUGUGCGAUUUGCGCGAAAGAUUCGAGAAUCGAAGAGGAAGAACUGGAAGCGAGAAAUUUCCUGCUCCUUCUCAACGAGCAAACCGAAAAAGAUGACAACCGAUUGGCUCUGGCGAGUUGGUCCUACGCUUCAAAUUUAACGGACGAAAAUCUGAAGAAUCAAUUAGCGGUGGCGGCGGAUGUGGCCAAAAAGGAGAAAGACGCCUGGCAAAAAGUGAUCCAGUACGACUGGACGAGAUUCUCCGAUCCCAUCAUGAGGAGGCAGUUAUUAAAGUAUUCGGUUUUGGGCGUCUCGGCCCUUCCCGAAGAUAAAUUUAAACGUUUGAACCAGAUCAUCAGCGAUAUGGAGGCGAUCUAUUCCAAAGCGAAGAUCUGCCCCAGGGGGGUGCAGGAUCAGAAAGAAUGCAAAUUAGGACUUGAACCAGAACUGACGACCAUAUUAGAGAACUCCAGAGAUCCGGAGGAGCUAAAACAUGUGUGGUUGGAAUGGAGGAGAGCAGUGGGUCCCAAAUGUCGGACCCUCUACAAGGAAUACGUCGCGCUGUCCAACGAAGCCGCUCGCUUGAACAAUUUUACCGACACCUCGCAUUAUUGGCUGCACGACUACGAAGAUCCCAAUUUUAGGCAGCAGGUUCAAGAGCUCUGGGAACAGAUGAGGCCGCUCUACUUGCAGAUUCACGCCUACGUGCGUUUCAAACUCAGACAAAAAUACGGCGACAUCGUAACGGAGAAUGGUCCGAUUCCAGCCCAUCUCUUGGGCAACAUGUGGGCUCAGUCUUGGUCGAACGUGGCGGAGCUGAUGCUGCCCCAUCCAGACGUAAAAGAUGAGGAUUUGACGCAAGAGCUUGUUAACCAGAAUUACACGGCCAUUAAAAUAUUCCAAACCGCGGAGAAUUUCUUCAGGUCGAUAAAUCUGACUGAAAUGCCCCCAACGUUUUGGGAGAAUUCGAUUUUUGAAAAACCGGACGAUAGAGAGAUCGUCUGCCACGCGUCCGCCUGGGAUUUUUACGACAAAAAAGAUUUUAGAAUUAAACAGUGCACGAAAAUAACGGGAGAACAUUUCAUCACGGUCCACCACGAGAUGGGCCACAUCGAGUAUUUCAUUCAGUACAAGGACCAACCUAUAAAGUUCAGAGCGGGGGCUAACGAUGGUUUUCACGAAGCUAUCGGCGACUUAAUUUCCCUCUCGGUUCAGUCCACCAAACAUCUCAGGAAAAUUGGACUUCUCCACACAGAGAAAGACGAUCCCAAACAAGUGUUGAACAACUUAUUCAGAACGGGCCUGAGCAAAAUCACAUUCCUGCCGUUUGGAUAUUUAAUGGAUCUCUGGCGGUGGGACGUUUUCUCUGGCAAAACCAAGUCGGACGACUACAAUUGCAAAUGGUGGGAGCUUCGCGAGAAGUACCAAGGUAUUGAACCUCCCCAGGAUCGAUCGGAAGAUGAUUUUGAUCCUGCAGCCAAGUACCAUAUCAUCGCUGACGUACCAUAUCUCAGGUACUUUAUCAGUUUCGUGAUUCAGUUCCAGUUCCACAGAGCUUUGUGCGAGAAGGCCGGCCAAUAUGAGAAAAAUAACCCGGAAACGCCACUUCACGAAUGCGACAUUUACGGAAACGAAAACGCUGGAAAUGCGCUUAAGCAAAUGUUGUCGAUGGGGUCGUCAAAACCGUGGCCCGAUGCCAUGGAAGUGAUCACCGGUCAACGGUCCAUGGACGCUAGCGGCCUCUUGGAGUAUUUCAAACCUCUGCAAGAGUGGCUCGAGGAGGAGAACGCACGGAACAAUGUAACCGUGGGCUGGGAACCAUCUAAAAGGGUAUGCGUCAGAACUCGACAAGAACUCGAGGCCAAAAAGGAUGAAAAUGUUUAACUUCAGUUUUCCUCAAUAUUAUUUUUAAUAUUUGUAGGUGUAUACAUUAAAUAUAUACAUAUAUUUAUUUCCUCAUAGUUUCUGGAUUAUUCCU